UCCGGUCGGAAACUUAUAGUUCCGUUAUGUAGCGUCUACAGUAUAUUAGAAUCAGGCUUUUCAUGGACAAUUGAAUUCCUCGUUACACGUUCUCAAAUUGCGCAACGUCAUUAAACAGUUUCUAACCUGUAAGUUUGUAUGAAAAGAUUAAAAAAUUAUUAUCCGAAAAUUCGCAUAGCUUGUAUCGGUGUUGUACCGACUCAUUUGCGUGUCAGAUCUCGUCGUAGAUCGAUAUUAUCUGAUCGGAUUAACGAUUAUGCAAUUCGACGAUCUGCUGGAAAGAUAAACGGUGAUCAGUGUAGUCUGUUUCUCGAGUGGAAGUGUCGUAAUAUUUCAGUAUAAAUCGUGUUUGAUUUAUUCAAGUCGAUCGCGAAAAUCGCCCGCUGAAAUAUAAUUUCGAUUGAAAACAAAAAGAAAAAAAAAAGUGUCACUAUAAUCAAAAUGGCGAACUCAAACACAGCAGACAAGACAACCGAGCAAAGCUUGGCGCUGAUCAGGCAGUCGUUGAAAUCAACACUGAUGGAUCAUCUGGAAGGAACACAUUUCGAUGGUUCGAUUCCACACGUCUUUGUGAUUCUUGGAGCAUCUGGUGACUUGGCGAGGAAGAAAAUUUACCCGACUCUCUGGUGGCUCUUCAGGGACAAUCUACUUCCAGAAAAUACAACCUUCUUUGGAUAUUCUCGGAGUAAAUUGACGGUGAAUGACAUAAGAGAAAAAUGUCACCAGUACAUGAAAGUAAAGCCGGAAGAGGAAGGAAAGUACGAAGAGUUUUGGUCUCUGAACAGAUACAUUGCAGGGAGUUAUGACACCAGACGAGAUUACGAAUUAUUAAACAAAGAGCUUGAGAGUAACGAGAAAUCAGUUGCCGCUAACAGACUGUUUUACUUAGCUCUUCCUCCCUCUGUAUUCGAGGUCUCUACGACACAUAUAAGAGAAGUUUGUAUGGCCCAAAAAGGCUGGACGAGAAUAAUAGUGGAAAAACCGUUCGGACGCGAUGCAGCUUCCUCUGAACAGCUAUCCAACCAUCUCGCGUCGCUCUUUACCGAAGAACAAUUGUACCGCAUAGAUCAUUACCUGGGAAAAGAGAUGGUCCAAAAUCUGAUGACCCUGAGAUUCGCGAACAGAAUAUUCAGCCCGACUUGGAAUCGAGACAACAUCGCGUCCGUCCAAAUAUCAUUCAAAGAACCCUUCGGAACCCAGGGAAGAGGGGGAUACUUUGACGAGUUUGGCAUCAUCAGAGAUGUGAUGCAGAAUCACCUCCUUCAGAUUUUGUCUCUAGUUGCCAUGGAGAAACCGGCGUCUUGCCAUCCCAACGAUAUUAGAGACGAAAAGGUGAAGGUACUGCGAUGUAUCAGUCCGUUGGAAUUGGAUGACGUAGUACUGGGCCAAUACGUAGGAAAUCCCAAUGCCAAAGAUCCUGAAGAAAAAUUAGGCUACCUCGACGAUCCCACCGUUCCAGCUGGAUCGAAUACGCCCACCUAUGCAAUGGCAGUCAUGAAAAUUAAUAAUGAGCGAUGGGACAAUGUCCCGUUUAUCCUAAGGUGUGGCAAAGCGCUGAAUGAGCGCAAAGCCGAGGUGCGAAUUCAGUACAAAGAUGUACCGGGAGACAUAUUUGACGGGAAACCAAAAAGGAACGAACUUGUGGUAAGGCUGCAGCCCGGAGAAGCGAUUUAUGUCAAGUUCAUGACCAAGUCUCCUGGGAUAACUUUUGACAUGGAAGAAACUGAGAUGGAUUUGACUUACAAUAGCAGAUAUAAGAAGAUGAAAUUACCUGACGCAUACGAAAGGCUGAUCUUGGACGUAUUCUGCGGCUCUCAAAUGCACUUUGUCAGAAGUGACGAACUUUCGGAAGCAUGGAAAAUUUUCACUCCCUUGCUUCAUCGCAUUGAGAAAGAAAAGAUUACCCCCAUUCCUUACGAGUACGGAUCGAGGGGUCCCAAAGAAGCUAACGAGAAAGCAAAGGAGAACAAUUUCAGGUACUAUGGUUCCUACAAGUGGGUGAAACCUGAACAAUAAUUACAUAUUGUUUGCCACUCAAUAUUCACUAUUUCUAUAAGAGCUCAUUUUUGAAGAACGCAAUGCUGUUUUUACGUUUAUAUUUAUUCAAAUGACCAGGAUUCACUGGAUUUUUUUUUUUUUUUUUUUUUUCGUUUUA
Athalia rosae (coleseed sawfly) is the source of this 2155-nucleotide messenger RNA. It is a transcript of the gene Zw, whose product is annotated as glucose-6-phosphate 1-dehydrogenase. Gene Ontology annotation, biological process: pentose-phosphate shunt, oxidative branch; glucose metabolic process. The coding region runs from base 442 to 2016 and encodes 524 amino acids. The transcript is spliced from 8 exons. The record is from RefSeq and is a predicted model, not a curated record. Gene Ontology annotation, cellular component: cytosol. Lineage: Eukaryota; Metazoa; Arthropoda; Insecta; Hymenoptera; Athaliidae. Gene Ontology annotation, molecular function: glucose-6-phosphate dehydrogenase activity; NADP binding.